GCAGCAGAUCAUUGAGCAGCCCUGCCCAGCAGCAGAUCACUGUGCAGCAGAUCACUGUGCAGCAGAUCAUUGAGCAGCAGAUCACUGUGCAGCAGAUCAUUGAGCAGCCCUGCCCAGCAGCAUGCAGCAGGAGAAAUAUGAGAAGAGCGGCGGGAGGAAGUAUUUCUUGUUUCUCAUCUAUUUCAUGGUCCUGCUCCUGGUGUCCUUCUGCUGGUUCUCCAUAAGAGGGAACAGGUCCUAUCCGGACAUUUCCAUCCUCUGCAGUCCUCAGAUAAGGACCGUACACAUUGUCAACAUCUCCCAGCUGGAUCUCUUACCAGAUCUUCCUCUUGAAAGAAUGAUGUAUGAACAGCCCAAAGCCUUAAAACCUCUGAGAACUGAUGUCUUGAUGGUGACACCUUGGCUCGCACCAAUUAUAUGGGACAGCAGCUUCAAUAUCGACAUACUGAACGCACAAUUUCACCAGAAGAAUGUUCGCAUCGGUCUCACUGUGUUUGCUAUCAAAAAGUACACAGUCUUUCUGCAGACAUUUGUCGAAACUGCCGAAAAGUUCUUUAUGGUGGGACAUAAGGUCAACUACUACAUUUUCACAGAUCGGCCCAAUGACAUGCCGAACAUCACCCUUGCUGAGGGAAGACAACUGGUGGUCUUAAAAGUCCUCAGCUACAAGAGAUGGCAGGAAGUGUCCAUGAGGCGCAUGGAAAUGAUACGUGACUAUUCCAAGGAAAGAUUUAUCCAUGAAGUGGAUUACUUGGUGUGUGUAGAUGUGGACAUGAAGUUCAGCGAUGAGGUUGGAGUGGAGAUCCUCAGUGAUGUUUUUGGCACUUUACAUCCCGGUUACAAUGGAGGACCCCGUGAACGCUUCACAUACGAGCGCAGGAAAGCAUCUACUGCUUACAUUCCUCCUGAUGAAGGAGACUUUUAUUAUGCCGGAGGAUAUUUUGGUGGCACCGUAGAAGAGGUCUACAAGUUGACCAAUUUUUGCCACACAGCGAUGAUGACCGACAAGGGGAACAAUAUUGAGGCCGUUUGGCAUGAUGAGAGCUACCUCAACAAGUAUUUCCUUUAUCACAAACCAACUAAAAUCUUGUCUCAAGAAUAUCUUUGGGUUGAAGGUUGGGGGGUUCCGGAAUUUCUUAAGAAGAGAAGAUUUGUUGCGCUUCAAAAAAAUCAUAAUGCAAUCCGGAACAAACGAGAUUUGGAUAGAAUGAGAAAUUCAAGAAUGAGAAACAAAUUUCAGAAAUAUUAAUGUAUUUUUUCUGGUGUUUUCAAAAACUCUGCAAUCGGAAAUUUAAACAAAUUGACCUACAGGAAGAAUAAGGCCGAUAAUUUCGUUUUUUUAAAAAUAUUUUUUAACCUUAUACAUUGAUAGCUUCUUCCUUUACAAAAAUUGGAAAAAAUGUAGGUAAUAUGGUAACAAUGGAUUUUUCUUCUUUGCCUCGGAUCCUCAGAAGUUUUAAGGGUUGAAGUCAAGUUCCACCUCGUAUCAGCUUUUUUGAUUCGCAUUCAUAGAAGGGUCAGGAGGGGGCAAUCCCCCU
Molecule: messenger RNA, 1538 nt
Organism: Hyla sarda
Lineage: Eukaryota; Metazoa; Chordata; Amphibia; Anura; Hylidae
Product: histo-blood group ABO system transferase-like
Exons: 7
Coding region: 122-1249 (375 amino acids)
Biological process (GO): carbohydrate metabolic process
Cellular component (GO): Golgi apparatus; membrane; vesicle
Molecular function (GO): hexosyltransferase activity
Source: RefSeq, a predicted model, not a curated record